AGCUACAGAGUGGACCUAGUCCACUAGAUGCUAAUCAGAUGUGUGCUACAACAUUGUGAGGUGUUCCCAGUUAUAAGUGUCAUUAUUAGGAUUUUUUAAAAUUAGAAAGCCAAUUGAGGCUGUCAGCUGCAUCAUUUUAACCUAUUUCUUCAGAUUAACCGUUGUCUGUAGUGGGGGUCUUGGUGGAUGUGGUGGCACCAGCAUAAUCUAUGUUUCAGGCAUCCAUCAGAAGAGGAAUAUUCUUCAGGGGAUCUGGAAAAAAAGGUAGCAACAAUUACAGAGACAGAUGAGUCUGCAGAUUCAGAAGGUGUAAUUGAUUCUCAUAAACAUAGAGAAGUCCUUUCACGAAGACCCUCUUAUAGAAGAAUACUGAAUGAACUGUCCUCUGAUGUGCCUGGCGUUCCCAAGAUUGAAGAAGAGAAGUCAGAGGAAGGAGGAAGGCCCUCUAACAUCACCACCAUGGCAGUGCCAACUAGCAUAUAUCAGACUAGCACGGGGCAAUACAUUGCUAUAGCCCAAGGUGGAGCAAUCCAGAUUUCUAACCCGGGAUCUGAAGGUGUUCAGGGACUGCAGGCAUUAACAAUGACAAAUUCAGGAGCUCCUCCUCCAAGUGCUACAAUUGUACAGUAUGCAGCGCAGGCAGCUGAUGGCACCCAGCAGUUCUUUGUCCCAGGCAGCCAGGUUGUUGUUCAAGAUGAGGAAACUGAACUUGCCCCAAGUCACAUGGCUGCGGCCACGGGUGACAUGCCAGCUUACCAGAUCAGGGCUCCUGCUACUGCUUUGCCCCAGGGCGUGGUGAUGGCUGCCUCACCGGGAACCUUGCACAGUCCCCAGCAGCUGGCAGAAGAAGCCACUCGCAAACGGGAGCUGAGGCUGAUGAAAAACAGGGAAGCUGCUAAAGAAUGUCGACGUCGAAAGAAAGAAUAUGUAAAAUGUCUGGAGAGCCGUGUUGCAGUGCUGGAAGUUCAGAACAAGAAGCUUAUAGAGGAACUUGAAACCUUGAAAGACAUUUGCUCUCCCAAAGCAGAUUAGUAAAACUAUUUACCUAUGAACUGAUUGCAACAUGUACAGUUGCUUUGCAAGCAAUACAAUAUAUAGCUGGCAAGAAUGAUGGCUUUUUCUCCUUUGUAUCACUCAUCUUACUUUCUGAUCUCUACCAUUCCUAAAACGCCUCACUGUACAUACUCAACUCUUAGCUAUAACUUCAACUUUUUAAAAAGAGAUGAACUGUAAAAAAAUGUAUGUAACAAAUUCUUAAAAUGAAAUAUUUGUAAGACUUGUUCCAGUACUACAUAUUUGCACUUCCCAAUCUCUGUGUCAUGAACAGUGUCCUAUGCAAUAAAAAAUUUUGCAGGUCUUUAA
Chinchilla lanigera (long-tailed chinchilla) is the source of this 1362-nucleotide messenger RNA. RefSeq names its product cAMP responsive element modulator (gene Crem). The record is from RefSeq and is a predicted model, not a curated record. The coding region runs from base 187 to 1032 and encodes 281 amino acids. Gene Ontology annotation, molecular function: DNA-binding transcription factor activity, RNA polymerase II-specific; RNA polymerase II cis-regulatory region sequence-specific DNA binding; protein binding. Gene Ontology annotation, biological process: regulation of transcription by RNA polymerase II. Gene Ontology annotation, cellular component: nucleus; ATF4-CREB1 transcription factor complex. NCBI's taxonomy places the organism in Eukaryota, Metazoa, Chordata, Mammalia, Rodentia, Chinchillidae. The transcript has 7 exons.